AUGGCCAAUUUAGAGAAGAUAAGGAAAAUGUUGAAACCCUCAACUCCUACCCCCAAUCAUCUUCGGACCCUCAAACUUUCAUUUUUCGAUCAGCUCGCUCUUCCUGUAUAUGUCCCAAUACUCUUCUACUACUUGCCCAGCGUUGAUAUUAUAUCAUGUGAUAAGCUUCAAAAUUUUUUGGCUGAGACGCUAACCAAGUUUUACCCUCUAGCAGGUAGAUUUAGUGAAGAUGAUGAUGAACUCUCAAUUCACUGCAAUGACGAAGGUGUUGAACCACCCAAGAUUGAUCUUCUUCCUGAAAUGGAUCAUCAGCCAUCAUGUCCAUUACUUGGAAUCCAAGUUAACUUAUUCAAUUGUGGAGGACUAGUCAUAGGGACAUACAUUUCACAUAAAAUAGCUGAUGCUUUCACUUUAGCAACAUUUGUCAAGGAAUGGGCUUACACUAGCUUUACAGGGACACUAAAAGCUGGCUCUCUCCCAAGUUUCGAUCACUUGUCAUCGCUCUUUCCCACCAGAGUGCUAUCAGAAACGACUCAGUUUCCAUCAUACAUUAUUAAUACUACUCGCCCUAAGAUUGUCACGAGGAGGUUUAUCUUUGAUGCUUUAGCAAUAGCAAACCUCAAAAAUACAAUUGAAGACUCAACUGCCAUCAGGCCUAUUCGAGUGGUGCUCAUUAUGUCGUUAAUAUGGAAGGUUCUUGUGGGCAUUUCCACUGCCAAAAAUGGACAUUCAAGGGACUCGUCUUUAUUAUUUCUUAUUAAUUUGAGGGGAAAAUCGAAUUUACCAUCGUUAGAUAAUGAUGCUUUAGGGAAUUGUACAAUGUAUGGAAUUGCUAAUUAUAUGGAGGCAAGAAAGGAUCAUGAGUUGAAUGAUUUUGUAAAGUUGGUAGGAAAUACAAUAGGGGACACAUGUGUAGCCAUUGGUAAGGCGGAAAGCGUUGAUGACAUUUCCUCUUUGAUUGUUAACAAUCAGAGAAAAGUUAUAGAGAAAUUUGCCCAAGGAGACGAGAUUGAUGUUUAUCCGAGCACUAGUUGGUGCAGAUUUUGUUGGUAUGAAACUGACUUUGGUUGGGGAAAGCCAUUCUGGGUGAGCCUCGUUGAGUGCGAUGCUUUUGAAGGAAUUAGUCUGAUGGACACAAAAGAUGGUGAUGGAAUAGAAGCAUGGGUUUCUUUAAAGGAGAAUGACAUGGCUCAAUUCGAGAGAUACCCCAACAUUUUGUCAUCCACUUCAAAACUAGCAUUUCCAUUCCUUUCGAUAAAUUGA
Solanum tuberosum (potato) is the source of this 1263-nucleotide messenger RNA. RefSeq names its product acetyl-CoA-benzylalcohol acetyltransferase-like. The coding region runs from base 1 to 1263 and encodes 420 amino acids. The transcript has a single exon. The record is from RefSeq and is a predicted model, not a curated record. NCBI's taxonomy places the organism in Eukaryota, Viridiplantae, Streptophyta, Magnoliopsida, Solanales, Solanaceae.